AUGCACGCGUGCGACCCGAAGACCCACUUGCACCGCUUGUUCUUGUUGCACUUCUUCUCCUCCGCGAGCGCGGCCCGGCCGCAGCCCCGGACCUUGGGCUUGCGGGCCGUGGCCACGGGCGCGGGCGUGGGCUCGGGCGUGGGCUUGGCCGUGGGCUUGGCCGUGGGCGCGGGCGUGGGCUUGGCCGUGGGCAUGUCCGGCGUCGGCGGCUCGGUGGGCAGAGCCGUGGGCAGCGGCACCGGGAUCGGCGUCGGCCGGCUCGUCGGGAUCGCCGUCGGCUCGCCCGUCGGGGCCGACGUGGGGAACAGCGACGGCGCCGGGGACGGCGCCGACGAGGGCUCCGGGCUCGGGAUCGGCGUCGGCGCCGGGAUCGGGAUCCCCGUGGGCUGGGGGAUCGGCACAGCCGAAGGCUUGGGCACGGGCAGAGCCGUCGGCGACGGCGUCGGGAAGGCGCUGGGCUCUUCCGUCGGCGCGCUCGUCGGUCCCGCCGUGGGCACGGAAGUCGGAAACGGGACCGGGGCCGACGUGGGGACCGACGUGGGGGCAGGUACCGGGGAAUGCGUCGGCUUGGAUGUAGGCGUGGCGCUGGGCCUCGACGUCGGGACGGCGCUGGGCUUGCUCGUCGGCAGCGAGGUCGGCUCGAUCGACGGUUUGCUCGUGGGCACGAACGUGGGCUCCGACGUCGGGAGGCCCGUCGGGCUCGGCGUCGGGUACGACGUCGGCGCGAACGACGGUUGCGUCGAGGGUAGGCCCGUGGGCGCCGCGCUCGGCUUGUCGGACGGCGCGAACGUGGGCUCGGACCUGUGUGGAAAUCAAUCAGCCACUGGUUUGGGACGUCGGGGCCAAACUUCAGAAAUCUCUAGCUCGGUCAAAUCGAAGUCGAUUCGGCUGAUUUUUGGACGAAUCGAUCGCUCUCGUCGAGCUCUCGAAGCAGAGUCGAAGAUUCUGGUCCAAACCGUUCGAAUACGCGCACAUUGA
Messenger RNA from Aureococcus anophagefferens, 978 nucleotides. RefSeq lists its product as hypothetical. The coding region runs from base 1 to 978 and encodes 325 amino acids. The record is from RefSeq and is a predicted model, not a curated record. NCBI's taxonomy places the organism in Eukaryota, Pelagophyceae, Pelagomonadales, Pelagomonadaceae. The transcript has 2 exons.